UGAGGUCAGAGCAGCAGCAGUCUACUUCGUCCAUGUUAUUGUUAUUUUGACUGUGUGAUGGUUCACGGCAGAGCGCACGGACGGCGAACAGCCCCGGAUUCCUCCGGUUACCAACCAAGACACGAACGGCUUCUAGGCUACACGGACUCGUCUGCCUCCGUCUUGCGGUAGUUUUAACAGUAACGCCAGCAUACCGACUAAACGUCUCCGUGCGCAGCGCUCGCCCCAGACUGUCUUUACUAUUGACACCGCAGCGGAGAUGAACGGCAUCACCAAGGGCAGAUUUGAGAUGUUAUCAAACAGUGAUGAGGCCCCAAUCAACAAAAAGCUUCCCAAAGAGCUUCUUCUUAGGAUUUUCUCCUACUUAGAUGUGGUUACGCUCUGUAGGUGUGCCCAGGUGUCCAAGGCAUGGAAUGUUUUAGCAUUAGAUGGAAGCAACUGGCAGAAGAUUGAUCUCUUCAACUUUCAGACAGAUAUUGAGGGCCGUGUGGUGGAGAACAUUUCAAAGAGAUGUGGAGGUUUCCUGAGGCAGCUGAGUCUAAGAGGCUGUCUCAGUGUGGGUGAUGCCUCCAUGAAGACAUUUGCUCAGAACUGUCGUAACAUAGAGCAGCUGAAUCUGAAUGGCUGCACUAAGAUCACAGAUUCCACCUGCAUCAGCCUGAGCAAGUUCUGCUCCAAACUCCGCCACCUUGAUCUGACUUCCUGCGUGUCCAUCACCAAUCAUGCACUCAAGGCCUUAAGCGAGGGCUGUCGGAUGUUGGAGAAUCUCAACCUGUCCUGGUGUGAUCAGAUCACACGUGAUGGCAUCGAGGCGAUCAGCCGUGGCUGCUGUGGCCUCAGAGCACUGUUCCUUCGGGGCUGCACACAGCUCGAUGAUCCUGCACUGAAGCACCUUCAGAAGCAUUGCCCAGAGCUUGUGACAAUCAACAUGCAGUCCUGCACACAGAUAACAGACGAGGGAUUUGUGAGCUUGUGUCGAGGCUGUCACAAGCUGCAGAUGGUGUGUGUGUCUGGCUGCAGUAACAUCACAGAUGCCUCUCUCACUGCACUCGGCCUCAACUGCCAGCAACUAAAGAUCCUGGAAGCUGCUCGCUGCUCUCAUGUGACAGAUGCUGGUUUCACUGUUUUGGCAAGGAAUUGUCAUGAUUUGGAGAAGAUGGAUUUAGAGGAAUGUAUUUUGGUGACUGAUAACACAUUGGUUCAGCUGUCAAUUCACUGCCCUCGGCUUCAGGCUCUGACCCUCUCGCACUGUGAGCUGAUAACAGACGAUGGGAUUCGGCACCUGAGCAGCAGUGUGUCCGGUCAGGAGCGCCUGCAGGUGGUGGAGCUGGAUAACUGCCCCCUCAUCACGGACGUCACACUGGAACACCUGAAGAGCUGCCAGCGUCUCGAGCGCAUCGAGCUCUAUGACUGCCAGCAGGUCACUCGCGCCGGUAUCAAACGCAUCCGGGCCCACCUCCCUGAGAUUAAGGUCCACGCCUACUUUGCCCCAGUCACACCUCCUCCCUCAGUGCAUGGGGGAGGCCAGCGUCUUUGUCGCUGCUGCGUCAUACUCUGACAGAGGGUGGGGUUUCUGAGGAACGCCAUGGAGAGUCGAGCUGUCAGUCAACCUCCAAACCCUACCCUGGUCCUACUGGACCCCACUGCUCAACUCUGCACAUGGGUGUGGCUGUGGGAAGCAUGGUUUGUUCACUGAGUAUUUGCCUGGCAGCAGGUCUGAGCUACACAAGUCAUACAAGUUGCAAUUGCAAAAUACAACUCAACAUGAAAUAUAAUUACUACAUAUGAUGUGAACUGUCGGAUAUACAAGAAGAAAGUGGAAGAGCCACCAUGUAAAAUAUUUCAUAUUUGGAUCUAUAGAAAACUAUAAGAAAGUACUUAAUGCUGUAUGACAUGGAUCUACUGACUAAAGAAGCUUGCCUGUGUGCGAUGACUCCCAGGGCUUCAUGACAACCAGACAGUGUUUACUUCUUGUUCCUCUAUCACCAUUAAAAAUGCAUUCCCUCCUGAGGGAACCAGUAGAUUAAUUGAAUGAGCAAAGGGGAGCAAGAUGUGAGACUCCUGUGUUAGCCAUGGGAGGGUGCUGGAGGCUCCUCCCAUCGUCUGUAACUGCUUCAGCGCGGAGAGUGGGAAGUCAUGAAUUCUGUUGGACUUCUAAUGGAGUUUGCGUGUGUGUAUGAGAAUGUUUGUUUAAUUAUGGUGGGAAAAAAUAUAACACUACAACCAAGGAAUGUAUUUAAACUGGAGUAAAAUGGUUCUUAUUUUCUGUCAGUGCUCACCAUUAUUUUGAGAGGGGGUGGGGAGAGUGUAAUUUUAAUGAACUUAGGCAAUUGUCAGAGUGCCCCAGGGUUGGUGUGAGUUGUGGGGGUGGGGGGAUUGGGGGGGGGCACAGAGAUAAAGAAAUAGAGAGCUUAUGUUAGAAGAAUAGGGUUCAUUUAGCUGAUUGGGCUGUAUCAGUGUAAGUGAAGGAUUCUUAGGAGUGAUGUGACACUUCAUAUUUAGAAGAAUUAUAUUUACUGAGGGAAUUUAAUAUCAGAUAUAGAAACAUGGAUUUUAUGUUCUAAGUGCAAUAUUGCAUAUCUUCAAGGCCCUGAUUUUGUGUUCUAUAUUUGAGGAUUCGCAGCACUCCAUAUUCAGACAUUUUCUUGGAAAUGGUGUAAUAAAGUAUUCUUUUACAAUAGACCUGCUUCUAUACCCAUAUACCCACUUAAAUAUAUCUGCUGCCAGCUACUGCAUAUUUACUUAGCUGAUAGAAGACAGGGCCCAGUGUGCAAUUUGUCAAAAAAGUUCAACAUGGAGGGUGUGCUUUUAUGCCAGUGCAGUGUCUUUUAAUGCUUAUUUUCUAGUGUGCACAAAUCUACAUACAAUGUUAUGUGGUUUUGAGCAUUGAAAACAAAUCUUUGCACACUGGACCUCAUUUUACUAAUCCAGACAACUGUUGAAUGAAUUGCCUAAUCAAUGAAGAUGUCCUUAGAGUGUGAGUGCCUUUGAUUUUGCAAUGGUGUAGAGAGUAGGAAAUUUGGUUUCAGAGAGAAAAGACUCAGGGCUGCAAUGUCAUACUUCAGAUCUGGGUCUACCAUUGGUUCAUUGAGUUUUAGCAUUGGAGACCAUCACAAUAAAAAAUAAUAUAAUUUACAGGUAAAGAACCAUACACUGCAACCAAGCCUUGCACCCAUGUUGAGAACUGAAGGUUAAAAUAAUGAAUUUGAACUUCACAGCAACGUAAGGACAACCCCCUCUCGCUUUCAUAUUUUUGACCAAGUUGGGGAAAAAAAAAAAGUUACCUGAUUUGUCCUCGUGUUCUGGUGUAACUGUGACAUUUCUUUAAAUAAAAGAUAUGAGCAGUGUGUCACA
Molecule: messenger RNA, 3354 nt
Organism: Electrophorus electricus (electric eel)
Lineage: Eukaryota; Metazoa; Chordata; Actinopteri; Gymnotiformes; Gymnotidae
Gene: fbxl2
Product: F-box and leucine-rich repeat protein 2
Biological process (GO): SCF-dependent proteasomal ubiquitin-dependent protein catabolic process
Cellular component (GO): SCF ubiquitin ligase complex
Molecular function (GO): protein binding
Source: RefSeq, a predicted model, not a curated record